AUGUCAAUAUCUUCACCUUCAAGUCGGACGGCUGUCCCUGUUUCCAAUGAUGAUGUUGACUCGAUGCGGAUAGGCGCAGCAAACCAGACGAGCCUUGCUUUUAUAGGGGGUCACCAACCAUCGUGGAUGGCGUCUGGUGCUUCACCUGCAACUGCAACUGCAACUGCUCCCGCCGUCUUAUCCAAAGGCCCUACACGUAUUCGAAAGAGGAAACUAUUGCCAAAUGGCCACUUCAAAAACUUAUCAGUGCGGCCAAGCUCCAUUACAGCCAAUGUCAUACUCCAAACACAAGAGCAGCCGGCGCAAGGUUCCAUGGAAGAUGCUGAAAAUCGCAGUCCUGACGUGAACAAUGGUGAUGCUUCUUCUUCUUCGGUGCCUCUGGCAUCAGUACCAAUGGACUCGAACGUAUCGACAAGCAUCAGUCCCCAGGCCACGCCCAACCAUCCAUCGUCACCAAAACAGACCGACUUGAGGGAAGAACAUUUAUCUAGCCACAAUGCUACUCAAGACUAUCCCACAAGCAAUGAGUUAGCUAGUAGUGCGGAGAUGGCGCAACAGCAGUACCACGGCCAACACCCGAGCCGUCCAACCUCUGAGUCUCAUACACCUCUGGUGAAUCGACCACCUCCACCACAAAACUUUGGCAACUUUUACCAGCCAGGAGAACCGCUUCCCCAACAGAUCACUGUCGGGGGCUUCGUCUAUCAACGUCUGGAUGCUGCUCCUCCUGUUCUCCCGUCCACCCCUGUGUACAUGCACACAGCAUCUCAAGCACACUUUGUCCAUGAUGCUCCCAACGACGGUCACCUCUCAAAUCAGUGCUCUCCGCAAGACAUCAGGAUGGCAAGAGAUCACAUGGUUGUGUGGCGACAGGCUCUCAUCGAGUUCAUGAAUAAGCCUAGUGGCCCGCGUGGCAGCACAAGGACUUUGGAAGCAUGGCGCUGUUCUGUCAUGAUUGACGCCUGCAAAAGCAACGAUGUGAUUUGCCUGGCCCUCCAUCAGUUUUAUUGUCUUUGUUGGAGAAUGUUCGGGCCCGGUGAUGCCUAUGUGGCACAAGAAUUCGCCAACGCUCUCCAAGCGGACAAGGCACACGAGAUGCAGGCCGCGAUGCAGCCCUCUAAUUGGGCCUACCUUCGACAAGGGCGGGAAAAUAUCAAACGGAGAUAUGUAGCCAUUACAAGCCGUUUAAUCUCGCAAUCUAAUAAUACAGUCGCCAGAUACACAGCUGCACAGGCGCCGUCCGGUCCGACGGCGAGUGCCAACCAGAGCCACAACACAGCGACUGCUGCACCAGUGUCUUCGAUUCCCUUCGGCGAGCCAGUUCCCUCAGUCAGCACAUCAUCGCACGCCAGUUGGAACUCAUUAGCCAAGCCUGUUCGUCAACAUCACCUUGACACACGGCAAAUGCCUCCGAGCACACGGGCCGAAAUGCCACAAGCACCACAGAAUGCCUCAUUGGGUACGAGAUUCUCGGUCACUCCUCUUGGCGAGGCAGAGUAUCCUCAGAAUCCCUAUGAUUGGACGUCAGUUCAGUCUGGCCUUCACCUGGCUCGAACACGCAGCCCGGAGAGAGUCAGUGCCGGGGGCACUAAGAGCUGGGCUCGAUACUACCAGUUUCUUGACCGAUUUGCGCUUGAACCAACUGCCCUAAUUCGCCAAAAGGGAAUCAUCCAAACGCUUGAAUUUGCAGUAUCAGCAACUGAGUUUGCAGAAAAGUCUCAGCCAAUAUACUCAAAACAAUGCACAUCUCAUCAGUAUCAUCAAGGGGCCUUGCGGUACCGCCUUAAACUAAGUGGAAAGCGACCAGAGAAUGCUGCAACAAGCAUGGCAGACUGGGCUAUAUCACCUUGCACCUGGCCAGCAGAGAUUUAUAUCAAUAUCAAUGACGACCCAGUAUUUCCCCAGCGACCUCAGCAUUUCCAUCAACACUUACCGAUUGAGCUCACAGAUACGAUAAGACCGGGAAUCAACACUGUGAAGAUUAGCCUGCCCGAGAAUGUUGACAACUACAGGAGGAUUUCUACGUAUUACUUGGCUGUUGAGAUUAUUAAAAUUAUGGAUCACGAGUCGACUUCGGCUAUGGUGCUUGAUCUGGAGGCAUUUAGUGCUGAGCAGAUGAGGAGCGAAAUCAAACGGCGGAUACAGCCCAGUGAUUCGGGAUCGAACGAUGUGGUUGUUCAGGACGAGUCGCUGAGCAUAUCCUUGACAGACCCGUUCAGCGCUUGCAUGAUUGAGUCGCCUGUUCGAGGAAUACGAUGUAAGCAUCUUGAAUGCUUUGACUUGGAGAUCUGGCUGCAAACGCGUCGAGGCAAGCAAUCCCAGAGUAGAACAGAGCCAUCGCUGGCUGAUGGAUGGAAAUGCCCUAUAUGUGGUGAAUACGCUGGGCCGCGGUGUCUUCAGAAGGACGAAUAUUUGCUCAGUGUUCGACAGGGGUUGGCUCAGGCUGGCAAGACAUGGACAAAGAGCAUCAAGGUCACCGCGGAUGGUAAUUGGACUGCGACUGAAUUGCCAACGGAUAUCGAUGGGCAAGGAGGUGAUGCAACGGGGGGGAAACAAAUCAAGGUAGAACCCGAAGUCAUUGAGAUCUUGGACGACUGA
Messenger RNA from Pochonia chlamydosporia 170, 2598 nucleotides. RefSeq names its product MIZ zinc finger protein. NCBI's taxonomy places the organism in Eukaryota, Fungi, Ascomycota, Sordariomycetes, Hypocreales, Clavicipitaceae. The transcript has 4 exons. Bases 1 to 2598 code for a protein of 865 amino acids. The record is from RefSeq and is a predicted model, not a curated record. Gene Ontology annotation, biological process: protein sumoylation. Gene Ontology annotation, molecular function: SUMO ligase activity; zinc ion binding.